AUGUCCACCCUUCCCCUACCGACGGAGCUCAUAUCCCGAAUAUUCGUUCUAUGCCUUCCUGAUCCAGAGUUCGAGCUUGACCCUACCCAGGCGCCGUUGACCCUCACCCAGGUUUGUCUCGGUGACUCGCAAGACACCGAGAUACAGGACGAACAUGUCGUAAUAUUCAGUCGCGUCUUGCGCGACUGUGCGUCCACGUUGCGUUUACUCGAUAUCCGCUUUGAUAUUGCUGUCACAAUCGAGCACGUAGAGGCGCGGGAAGCGAUAGCCCAUCUUUACGCGCUUGAACACCUCGUUCUGCACAGCCAGUCCUACUUCCCUGGAUUGACCGAGCUUUUGAGGAGCUUCUCAUUCGACUUCUUCUGUGGCCCACAACUCGAAUUCAAACAAAACACAAUACUGAAGAGCGUGUACAUUGACCUGGUCGAUGGGAUCACAGGCAAUGACUUCGACGACCUUGAGGUCGAGACAUUUCUUGGAGCGGUUGUGGACAUGGCCUGCUCGCGGCGUUCCCUGCCUCGAGAUGCUCGAUCUGUCGACGGCGAGCGACUUUUGGCUGUGUUCGACUUCAUUCCGGGACCAAAUUUCGAGGAGCUAUUCAGAUACGGCCGCCCAUCGCGGUGGGCUUUUGUGCAGGAUCGGCUGCGUGAACUUGAUGAAUUAGACUUUUCGGGACCCCUCUCGAUUUACACAAGCUUAUGUUCAUUCUUUGGAAAUAUCCUGCAAGCGUUGCUUUCAGACAAGAUGUUAGCAUCCAUCUUUGGCAGCGAACCAGAAUAUCUUUACUUGACCCUUGACCACCGCUUUGAACUGCCGGGUUACCACUGGGCUCUUGUUCUCUCUACCAAAGACAGCCCGGACUUGGACGAGGACACUUCGCACGCGCCCGAUUCAUAUCGGUGGCAUUUAACAAAUGUUCCAUCCACUCCAAGAAAGGCAGACACUCGUCUUGUCCCAUGGUACAAGGAACAGGGCGAGAUCAGUAUGUUCGCGAGCAUCAGCCUCAUCGCUCGCUUUACCCUCGCCCAGUUCAAAGCCAGCAAGCAUGCUGCCACCAUUCGUCGUAUCAACGAGGUCGUCGACAAUGUCGUUAUUGUUCAGGACGAUCCAAAUUUCAGGUGUAGGACUUGGCUGAAGCUUGUGGUCGAAGGGCUGAUGCGUGCCGAGAUCAUCAAGUUGAACCUCGCUGACGCAGACUUGCUGGAGAGUCGAGCGAUCAAUGAAGCGGACAAUGUGAUGAAGGGAAUCGCUGCAGGGGAAAUCGUGAUUGAUAGAAAGAGCGCUAUACCUACAUUUGACAUGCGCCUUCAUACGAAGUGAACCAAGGUUCUCUUUCCCAACAUAUCUACUUCCGUGGUCAAUCACGUUGGCCAGGCUCCUCGAGUGCUUCGUAUAGUGUGCCUUAAAAGUGGUCAACUCUACAUAUGUAUCAGCCAUUAUAGGAUGCCCAUUGUCCAUCCGCGUUCAAAGAAAAUGCGGUCAC
Messenger RNA from Stereum hirsutum FP-91666 SS1, 1483 nucleotides. RefSeq lists its product as uncharacterized. NCBI's taxonomy places the organism in Eukaryota, Fungi, Basidiomycota, Agaricomycetes, Russulales, Stereaceae. The coding region runs from base 1 to 1320 and encodes 439 amino acids. The transcript has 5 exons. The record is from RefSeq and is a predicted model, not a curated record.